CUCGUUAAUUGAAUUAAUCUUGACACGAGCGGCCAACCACACAUUGGCAACCCAUAAACAGAAAAAAAAAAAGAUAAGAGUCAGCACGAAAAACGAGCAUUAACAGAAGAGGAUAUGGAGUUAGAGUUGGAGCUUCCUCAGGAAGUUCUUCAAGUACUGCCUUCCGAUCCCUUCGCUCAACUUGAUGUAGCUCGAAAGAUAACCUCCAUUGCUCUCUCUACUCGUGUUUCUGCUCUUGAGUCUGAAGCUUCUCUUCUCCGUUCUCAGCUCUCCGAUAAGGAUGCUAUCAUUUCUGAUCUUCAAUCCCAGAUUGAGUCUCUGGAUACUUCUUUAUCUGAAGCUAAUCAACGCCUUCUUCGUGCUGAUCAAGAUAAAGAAAGUUUGAUUAAGGAGAAUUCUUCCUUGUCUAAUACUGUUGCUAAGCUUCGUAGAGAUGUUUCCAAGUUAGAGGUAUUCAGAAAGACGCUUGUGCAGUCACUUCAAGAAGAUGAUGGAAGUACUGCGACAGUGCUAGCCAAUGUUACUAGGGAAAACAUUACUCAUGUAACUACGUCUGCUCAGUCACAAAGUGGAGAUGGUGAUGGUACUCUACCAUCUUCAGUAUAUUCUCCAAAAGAGACUGAGAGUUUAGAACGUGGAAACUCUUUCCUGGAGGAUCGUGAUCCCAAUGCUUCAAGGCCUCGGAUAUCACCAGGUCUGUUGUUAGCAUCACAAAACAAUACACCUCGUCUCACUCCUCCCGGUUCUCCUCCUAUUAAAUCUGCUUCUGCGACACCUACCAAAACAUCUAGGGGACCAUCACCGAGGCGGUAUUCUAUGUCUUUUGCAACAACUAGAGGCAUGCUUGACUCUUUGCCUUCCGGUGCCCAUGGCUCUUUUUCAAGUUAUGACGGGGGGUCACAAAGUGGGAGAACUCGAGUUGAUGGGAAAGAGUUCUUUCGCCAAGUCAGGAGUCGUCUCUCUUAUGAACAAUUUGGUGCAUUUUUAGCAAAUGUUAAGGAGCUGAAUUCACACAAGCAAACAAAAGAGGAAACACUUCGGAAAGCUGAUGAAAUAUUUGGUCCAAACAAUAGAGACCUCUAUACGAUAUUCGAAGGCUUAAUGACUAGGAAUGUGCAAUGAAAGCGUGGAAUCUAUUUUUUAUUUUUUCAAAUAUAUUAGGCGCUUAUAAAAGCGUCCUUAUUACAAGGAAUUGGGCAGAGCUUGAUGAUACGAAGGUGCGAGUACUAUAAGAGUUUGUAUAUUUCUACGUAUUUUGUACCUUCACCAAAAAAAUGUACAUUUUCCUUUGUAAAUGCUAUGUAUGAAUACUUGCUAUAUUUUUCCUUCCCUUCCCUAUAUGCUACAAAAUGAUCAAAUCCUUUUUUAAUGCGAA
This is a messenger RNA of Amaranthus tricolor (Joseph's coat), 1375 nucleotides long. RefSeq lists its product as uncharacterized. The transcript is spliced from 8 exons. The coding region runs from base 115 to 1122 and encodes 335 amino acids. NCBI's taxonomy places the organism in Eukaryota, Viridiplantae, Streptophyta, Magnoliopsida, Caryophyllales, Amaranthaceae. The record is from RefSeq and is a predicted model, not a curated record.